GCCUGCGUUAAAAAGAGGCCGUCUAGAGUCGGGUAAACCAUAGUCCACGGGCAGGUCUUGUCAGGUUGCAGGACGUUGAAAGAUAUUAGUGUUUGUAAUUUUCCACAAUAACUGUUGUUUAUAGUCUGUUUUGGAGCCAUGAAUCCUGAUAUUGCGAGAGAGCGUGAAAAUGCUACAUUUGACGUCAAUAAACUGACCAAUAUUUUGGACGGCGGCCCAGAAAAGACCACUAGACGACGAGAAAUUGAGUCCCUGGUUUUCAGCGACCCAGACUUUAAAGAGGACGACCCAAACUUCCUGUCCCGCAGUGAACGCUAUGAUCAGGCUGUCAGAAAAAGUGUUCAAAUGAUCUUGAAGCUCAGAGAGUAUGGCAUUGCUGACCCAGAAGAGAUCCAGCACUACAAGAGUAUGGUUAGUGUCAACAGGCCUGAGGCUAUGGGUCUACACUUUGCCAUGUUCCUCCCAACCCUGUACAACAUGUGUGACCCUGAGCAGUCAAGGAAAUGGUUGCCUCUGGCAGAAUCCUUCCAGAUCGUGGGCACAUAUGCCCAAACUGAGAUGGGUCACGGCACACACCUCAGAGGGCUGGAGACCACAGCCACAUAUGACCCAUCCACACAGGAGUUUGUCUUGAACAGCCCCACUGUGAGCUCCAUCAAAUGGUGGCCUGGAGGACUUGGAAAGACCUCCAACUAUGCCAUAGUUUUGGCCCAGCUGUACAGUCUUGGAAAUUGCCAUGGUCUGCACGCUUUCAUUGUACAGAUCCGUGACAUAAACACACACAAACCCCUGCCAGGUAUUGUAGUUGGAGAUAUCGGCCCCAAGUUUGGCUUUCAUGAAGUUGACAAUGGCUUCCUGAAAUUGGAGAAUGUACGAAUUCCACGGGAGAACAUGCUGAUGAAAUACUCCAAGGUGGCGCCAGAUGGCUCCUAUGUGAAGCCACCGAGUACCAAGCUGACCUAUGGCACUAUGGUGUUCAUCCGCUCAAUGAUUGUUGGCUCAUCAGCAGUGGCACUUGCAAAGGCUUGCACCAUCGCCAUCCGCUACAGUGCUGUUCGUCACCAGUCUGAAAUCCGGGCGGGAGAGCCGGAGCCUCAAAUCCUCGACUACCAGACGCAGCAGUACAAACUGUUCCCUCUGCUGGCCAUGGCCUAUGCCUUCAAAUUUGUUGGCCAGUAUAUGAAGCAAACCUACCUCCGCAUCAGUGAAGACAUCAACCAUGGGAAUUUCAGCGAGCUGCCUGAGCUCCAUGCCUUGUCUGCGGGUCUGAAGGCCUUCACCACAUGGGAAGCCAACUCUGCCAUCGAGGUGUGCCGCAUGUCAUGUGGUGGCCACGGUUACUCUCGAAGCAGUGCCUUGCCAGACAUUUAUGUCGAUUUCACCCCUACCUGCACCUACGAGGGAGAGAAUACCGUCAUGAUGCUGCAGACUGCCAGGUAUCUGGUGAAAAGCUACCGACAGGCCAAAGCAGGCCAACGGCUGAGUGGCAUUGUGUCAUACCUGAAUGAAGCACAGAGUCGGGGGGUGCAGCCACAACCUGUUGCUGCUAGACCAACCGUGGUUGACGUUAAUGACCUGAGCAGCCUGGUGGAGGUCUACAAACUCCGAGCUGCCAUUCUAGUUGACUUGGCAGCGAAGAGCAUCCAGCAGGAGUUGCAGCGCAGGAGGAGCCAAGAGGAUGCCUGGAACAACAGCGCUAUCGACCUGGUCAGAGCCUCAGAUGCGCACUGCCACUAUGUUGUAGUGAAGCUCUUUGCUGACAAGCUAGGGGAGGUUGGUGACACAGCCAUACACUCAGUGCUGUCAGCCCUGGCUCUGCUCUACGCUCUGCACGGCAUCACAAAGAACUCUGGAGACUUCCUACAGGCUGGACUGCUGAGUGUUCCCCAAGUGAUGCAGAGUUCUCUUCGCAUCAAGGAGCUGCUCUCUCAGUUGAGGCGCAAUGCUGUGGCACUUGUAGAUGCCUUUGACAUCCAUGAUAAGAAGCUGAAUUCAGUUCUGGGACGAUAUGAUGGGAACGUCUACGAGCACAUGUUCGAAUGGGCUCGCCGCUCACCCCUUAAUGCCACAGAGGUCCAUGAAUCCUUCCACAAGUACUUGAAGCCUCUGCGGUCCAACCUGUGAGCUGGCCUUAACUGGACCUUCCCUCCUGACUGUGACCCUUCAAAUCUACAUGCAUGGGAACAAGUGUAACAGUGCUAACCUCUCGUAUCAACCCCAUGAUGCUCUUCAUUUGCCACCACCUGGUAUAUACCAGGAAACCGAAUACAAUCAGUCCCUUCAAAGGCCACGGUAGACAUAAAACUGACCCUCAAGAAUGAUGGAGAGAUGAUAUAACAAAAAGACAGGGGUGGACAGAAAAUGAGAAAACCAGGAAUGAAAAUCAAUGAUGAGUACUAAUGAAAUAAAGUGAGUCUGUGUUUAUAGAAAUAGCUUUUAUGAGAUUAAAAAACAAUCGUAUUUACAGUUUUAGAUUGCCAUGUUUUCUCAGCAGUAUGUCCAUUGUAGAGUUAGAGUAUCUCAUCUUUCACGUCUUCAUUUUCUGCUGUGUGCCUGAAGCCUCCUGUCUGAGCCAGUCAAGAUAGAAAUGCCAUGAUAACUUUGUUUUUUCUCAAGAAGAACAGAAUGCCAUUAUGAAUGUUACAUAAUGUCAAUGAGCAAACCAACAGCAACAUUUGUUUUGGCUGUUUCCCCUGAUUACAAGGAUCAACAUGCUACUUAAAAAUAACUGAGUGUUUGUAAUAUCUGUUGAAAAGUCAUGAAUUUGUUCAUGAGAUUCAUCAGUUGACUUUCACAAGGUUGCUCAGAGUCAGACAAGACUGCACCCAUGAAAUAUAUUAUGACAGACUUCAAAGUUAAUUACAGUUUGCACUGGGCAAAUUGUCCUGUAAAAUGCUAUGACAAAACUGAUUUUUGCAUUGUUGAAUAAAACCUCUGCAUACAUUGUAUGCAGGUUCAGUGAGAAUUAUAAUUACUGCACCUUAAUGGUCACACCCUCAAGUAGAUGUUUCAAUCAAAAUGUAUAAUUUUAGUACCAAAUACUUCAUCCUUGUGGUCUAGAAAGAUGUCUGAUUGAAGUUGUUGGUUUCCUCCUUUGUAGAGAACGGUGGCUGUGGUCACUUUGAAUCUAUAUGCCACUUUACUCUCCCACAAGACAGAAAAAAAAAACUAACAGUAGAGCGAUCUGCAUUUAGUCUCAGUUCCACCACCUUUCAAAUCUG
This is a messenger RNA of Acanthochromis polyacanthus (spiny chromis), 3221 nucleotides long. It is a transcript of the gene acox1, whose product is annotated as acyl-CoA oxidase 1, palmitoyl. NCBI's taxonomy places the organism in Eukaryota, Metazoa, Chordata, Actinopteri, Pomacentridae. The record is from RefSeq and is a predicted model, not a curated record. Gene Ontology annotation, molecular function: fatty acid binding; FAD binding. The transcript has 14 exons. The coding region runs from base 139 to 2124 and encodes 661 amino acids. Gene Ontology annotation, cellular component: peroxisome. Gene Ontology annotation, biological process: very long-chain fatty acid metabolic process; fatty acid beta-oxidation using acyl-CoA oxidase; lipid homeostasis.